AUGCGUCCUGGGCUGCUGUUGGACCUUGACCGAGCUCUUUUGCAUUCUCUAGAGGUGGCAGAUGGCUGGAACUCCUUUUUCGGGAGUAUUCGAGAGCGAACCUCAUUAUCUGCUGAUAUCAGAGAGUUAGCCAUAUGCCGAAUUGCGAUACUCAAUAAAGCGCAGUUUGAAUGGUGUCAGCAUGCACCAUUGGCAAAAGAAGCAGGCGUUGACGAAAAGGGCCUCAGAGACGAACAAAACGAAGGCGAAGGGAUGACGCCGGAGCAGACGGCCGUGUUGCGAUAUACCGACGAAAUGACAAGGAACAUCGCGGUGUCGGAGACGACAUUUAAGGAUUUGAGGCUCUAUUUUUCCGACAAGGAGAUUGUCGAGUUGACUCUCACGAUCGGGGGUUAUAAUUGUGUCAGCCGAUUCUUGGUGGCAUUAGAUGUUGGAGAGAGGAAUGGGUUGACCAAUGCCAAGGAGUGA
Talaromyces rugulosus is the source of this 468-nucleotide messenger RNA. RefSeq lists its product as uncharacterized. The record is from RefSeq and is a predicted model, not a curated record. Lineage: Eukaryota; Fungi; Ascomycota; Eurotiomycetes; Eurotiales; Trichocomaceae. The coding region runs from base 1 to 468 and encodes 155 amino acids. Gene Ontology annotation, molecular function: peroxiredoxin activity. The transcript is spliced from 2 exons.